This is a messenger RNA of Gossypium arboreum, 3934 nucleotides long. Its product is annotated as SUPPRESSOR OF ABI3-5-like. Bases 502 to 3738 code for a protein of 1078 amino acids. The record is from RefSeq and is a predicted model, not a curated record. Gene Ontology annotation, molecular function: RNA binding. The transcript has 14 exons. Gene Ontology annotation, cellular component: nucleus. Gene Ontology annotation, biological process: mRNA splicing, via spliceosome. NCBI's taxonomy places the organism in Eukaryota, Viridiplantae, Streptophyta, Magnoliopsida, Malvales, Malvaceae.
AAAUACUCAAUUUUCUGGCUAAGUGUUGCCUUCCCUAAAAGAAAAAAACCCACCUUAAAACUGAAUUCUGCAGAAUUCGUUACAUAUUGCCAAAUCGUGAGAAGGGCGAUCAAGCGAAGGUGUUUAAUUGGUUUUCUCAUUGAAUUCGAUCUGAUUCAAUCAUACCGCAGGUUAGGCAGGUAAAUGAAUUGGAUGCAGAUUGUGGAGUUUGACCUAUGUUCAUAAGGGGAAACGUCGAUUAUAUUAGGUUAGCUUAAAUUAAUUUUCCCUGAUUUAGUUCAGCCAAUCAACCAAUCGAAUAUGGAAGAUGGAAAGAGGGUUUCGAAGGCCAAGUCCAAAUUCGUGGCAAUUGUGUUUCUUGCUUCUUCGUAAUGGCAUAACCGUCUCUGUUUCUUUUUUUUUUUUGUUGUUGUUGUGGAUUACAUUACAGGGAAUUGAAAAGAAAGGGUUUUUAGACAAUUUCUUCUACGCCUCCAACCGAAACGCUUUUGUAGGGAGAAAAUGGAUCAUGCUCCUGCUCGCUACCCUCUUCAGCGAGGAUGGGAUAAUAACAGCGCUCUUGAGGGGUUUUCUGCUGUUCCUGUACCCAAUUACCGGGUCCGUGGUUCUUAUGAUGAGAGGAGAUUUCUAGAUGAAAGAUAUUCCAGGGAUAGUUUUUACCCAAGAAGUACCUGCCACCAUUAUUUUCCAGAGAGGGAUAAUCAUUCCCCUCCUGCUGCUGCUGGUGUCUGGUCUCAAUCAAGGGAGAGAAGUUAUGAGGAAGAAUAUCCCCGUGAUGAGGAUUUUAGGCAUCAUCAGAAGCUUUAUGUGGAUUCAUAUAGGGACAUGGAUACAUAUUGUGAUCAUGAGAUCGCUUUUCAAGAUUUUGAUAAGUUUCAGGAUGGCUAUCGUGGUGUUGACAACAUCCGUGAUCAUGAAUUUGGCAGGCCCUCUAGGUAUGGGGGGCGAGAUUGGGAAGACUACUCAUAUGAUUAUUAUGAUUAUAGGCCUCACAUUUCUCAUCAGAGCAGGGACAACAGCCGUGAGAGGAAUUAUGAAUAUAGUCGAAAUAGUUAUGAUUCUUGUCAUAAAAGAGGCAGUUGCAGAGAUGGCAGUUGGAGGAAGCGUCAAUCACGUGAUCGAGAUUGUUUCAGUAGAGAAAGAGAUCAGGGUCCACAUAAAAGGCAUGAGAGGUCUUGGUCACGAUCCCGUGGAUGUGAUGAUCGUCCAAGAUCAAGGUCACCUCGAGUUUGGAGCCAUGGGCGAAGCCAUAGAGAGGACAGCUAUGAUAAUUAUCAAAAUGAGAAAACUCAGAAGCAAAGGGACCGAGAAGGGAAAUAUCAGCUGGAGCAUUAUUCUGUGGCACCAUCUGCAACUGUUGUUGUAAAGGGUCUAUCGCACAAAACGACGGAGGAAGAUCUUUGCCAGAUUCUUGUAAUAUUUUUUUGUUGUUUUCUUGGGGGUUGUAUAUUAUUAUUCUGUCACUUGUUAUACAUAAAUAACAGUUUUUCAAUUUUAUAUGACCAUAAGGCUGAAUGGGGCCCACUUCGUCAUGUUCGUGUGAUCAAGGAGCGAACCUCUGGCAUUUCUUAUGGAUUUGCUUUUAUUGAUUUUCCUUCAGUGGGGGCAGCACGCUCAAUGAUGGACAAGAUUGGUGAUGAUGGUCUUGUUGUGGAUGGUAGGAAGCUUGUCUUUGAUUACAGUAGUAAGCCAACUGGGGGCACUGGUGGACCUUCUGCUCGUAAUAAUGCUGUGAAAAUGGGUCACUCAAAUCAUAAGAGCACCACAUUACGGUCUGAUUGGAUGUGCAAAAUUUGUGGAUGUGUCAAUUUUGCACGUCGAACUGCAUGUUUUCAGUGUAAUGAGCAACGUACUGAUGAUGCUCCAGUAGCUGACAUAUCUUUAACUGGAAAGAGAGGAUCUGAUUCAGUAGGUCCUACCCAUGUAUUGGUUGUUCGUGGAUUGGAUGAAAAUGCUGAUGAGGAAAUGCUUCGUUACGAGUUUUCUAAAUAUGCCCCAAUUAAGGAUCUUCGCCUUGUUAGAGACAAGUUCACCCAUGUUUCAAGGGGAUUUGCUUUUGUACAUUACCAUUCGGUUGGUGAUGCCACAAAAGCCCUUGAAGCCACAAAUGGGACAACCCUUGAGAAGAAUGGGCAAAUCUUAAGAGUAGCAUAUGCAAGGAGCAUUAUUGGGCCAAGAUCAGGGACAUUGGGAUCUUUACAGUCAAGUAGCCUUGCAGCUGCUGCAAUUGAGGCAGCAGCUUUUUCUCAACAGUAUGAUGCUGUUGGAUGGACAGCAAAGGAAUAUAACCCAGAUGACAAACAGUCUACUAGCUGGCAGGAGCAGGUUGGUGGUUCAUUUGCAGUUGAACUGGACCAUUCAGCUUUGCAUUCUGGAUUUGUGUGGGAUGAAGCCUCUGGUUAUUACUUUGAUGCUGCUUCUGGGUUUUACUAUGACAGGAAUACAGGCCUUUAUUAUGACAGUAACAGUGGGACUUGGUUUUUGUACGACCCCCAAUCCCAGCAGUACAUCCCUUGCAGUGAUCAGAAUGACAAAAUAAUACCUGGUAAAGAAUAUGAGCUUUCUAGAGAAGGUGAUGGUUCCAGUAAUUCAAAAGUAAUAACAUCUGCACCAGCUGCUAUGGUCACAUCAGUUGAGAAGGCAGCCUCACUACCAGAUGCGGUUGAAGCUGCAGCAGCAGCAGCACUGGCUGCAGAGAAGAAAGAGAAGGAGAAAUCAAGAGAGAUAAAACUUGCUUCAAAGAGUAGUAUACUGGCUAAUAAGAAGAAGAUGAAUAAUGUGUUAACCAUAUGGAAACAGAGGAGUCAUGAAGGGAAGGCAUCCCAAUCAGGUCUUAAUGACAAUCACCUGUCUGCUUCAUCUGAAGAUAGGCCUCUUUCAGCUGAACAACAUGCAAAAAGCAAGUAUAAAUUUGAUAUGAUGGACCUGAAGGAGGGUGAUACAAGAAGUUCAGGAGUCAAUACAACUGCCCAAGCUACAUCAACAUGGGGUUUGGGGUCUCCAGUCAAGCCAAGGCCUAUAAAUAACAGCUCAGGGGGGAAUUUAAUGGGAGUAAUAAGAGGUUCUGCAAGGGGCCUGGUGAAAUCUGAUAUUCCAUUUCCCAGAUCAUCUGCCAGGGUUUCAACCUCUUCAGCUGGUGGAGUUGCAGAGGGUUCAUUGUCAUCAACUUCGGAUCCUGCAUCUAUGACUCCCUUUAGGACUGAUGCAUCUGCAUCGGGUUCUAUUGCACCUUCAACUACAACUGGGAGUGGUAAAAGAAGGUUUUCUGAAGCACCAGUGCCUCCCACUACCAACAAGGAGCAGUCUCAAACCACUUAUAGGGACCGUGCAGCUGAGAGGAGGAACUUGUAUGGUUCAUCAUCUUCCACCACUGAUGAUCUACCUGAUGAUCAGUUCUGGAAUUCAAAUCCAAUGCCUUUCCCACCUGGAGUUGGUGGUGGACAGGGGGCUGUAUCAGAUGAUGUACAAAGUUUCGAGGUCAUCACAGCAAAGAAAGCAAUUGAUGAGAACAAUGUGGGCAACCGAAUGCUCCGCAGUAUGGGUUGGCAUGAAGGAUUGGGAAUGGGGAAGGAUGGAAGUGGAAUGACAGAAGCAGUUGAAGCACAGGGAAUAGAUAAAAGUACAGGACUUGGAAGUCAGGUGAAGAAGUUGGACCCCAGCCUUGAGGUGCAAGCUGGCGAUAAUUACAAAACUGUGAUUAAUAAGAAAGCACUUGCUAGGUUCCAACAAAUGUCAUAGGUUGGAUCACACAGAUGUGGACAGUGGAAAAUGUAAGUCUUUGUUUAUAAACAUAGUUUGAAAUCUUUAGGUUUGAGAUUAUAUUUCAUUUGUCUGGAUGAAUGGAGUUUGUUUCUCUAAGCCCUUAGAUCAUCUUGAUAAGGUAUAUGUACAAAGACACAUGAAUCCCCAUGUUUAUAAACUUAAUUUGGAAAAA